Messenger RNA from Ochotona curzoniae (black-lipped pika), 2172 nucleotides. RefSeq names its product glucose-6-phosphate dehydrogenase (gene G6PD). Gene Ontology annotation, cellular component: cytosol. Gene Ontology annotation, molecular function: NADP binding; glucose-6-phosphate dehydrogenase activity. NCBI's taxonomy places the organism in Eukaryota, Metazoa, Chordata, Mammalia, Lagomorpha, Ochotonidae. The record is from RefSeq and is a predicted model, not a curated record. Bases 145 to 1692 code for a protein of 515 amino acids. The transcript has 12 exons. Gene Ontology annotation, biological process: glucose metabolic process; pentose-phosphate shunt, oxidative branch.
GGCCUCGCCUGAGCGCGGUCAGCUCAGCCGAGGCGCCCGCCCCCGCCGCUUAAAUGGGCCGCCUAGACGCCGGGCCCCGGAAACGCUCGCGCGCUGCAGGACCGUGAGUACCGCGGGCGCCGACGGCGGAGCGCAGACAGCACCAUGGCAGAGCAGGUGGCCCUGAGCCGCACCCAGGUGUGCGGGAUCCUCCGAGAAGAGCUGUACCAAGGCAAUGCCUUCCACCAGAAGGACACACACAUAUUCAUCAUCAUGGGUGCUUCGGGCGACCUGGCCAAGAAGAAGAUCUACCCUACCAUCUGGUGGCUCUUCCGGGACGGCCUCCUGCCCCAAGACACCUUCGUCGUGGGCUAUGCCCGCUCGCGCCUCACGGUGGCCGACAUCCGCCGCCAGAGCGAGCCCUUCUUCCGGGUGAACCGCGACGAGGAGCCCAAGCUGGAGGAGUUCUUCGCCCGCAACUCGUACGUGGCCGGCCAGUACGACGACCCUGCCUGCUACCGGCGGCUCAGCGAGCACGUGGGCAGCCUGCGGCAGGGCCCGCGCUGCAACCGCCUCUUCUACCUGGCGCUGCCGCCCACCGUCUACGAGAGCGUCACCAGGAACAUCCACGCCGCGUGCCUGAGCCACACAGGCUGGAACCGAAUCAUUGUGGAGAAGCCGUUCGGGAGAGACCUGCAGAGUUCGGACCAGCUGUCCGACCACAUCUCGUCGCUCUUCCGCGAGGACCAGAUCUACCGCAUCGACCACUACCUGGGCAAGGAGAUGGUGCAGAACCUCAUGGUGCUGAGGUUUGCCAACAGGAUCUUCGGGCCCAUCUGGAACCGCGACAACAUCGCCUGCGUGAUCCUCACCUUUAAGGAGCCCUUCGGCACCGAGGGCCGCGGCGGCUACUUUGAUGAGUUCGGCAUCAUUCGGGACGUGAUGCAGAACCACCUGCUGCAGAUGCUCUGCCUGGUGGCCAUGGAGAAGCCUGCCUCCACCGACUCCGACGACGUCCGGGAUGAGAAGGUCAAGGUGCUGAAGUGCAUCUCAGAAGUGCAGACCGACAACGUGGUUCUGGGCCAAUACGUGGGGAACCCCAACGGAGAGGGAGAGGCCAGCAAGGGGUACCUGGAUGACCCCACGGUGCCCCGCGGCUCCACCACAGCCACCUUCGCGGCCGUCGUCCUGUACGUGGACAACGAGCGGUGGGAAGGGGUGCCCUUCAUCCUGCGCUGCGGCAAGGCCCUGAACGAGCGCAAGGCCGAGGUGCGGCUGCAGUUCCGGGACGUGGCGGGCGACAUCUUCCAGCAGCAGUGCAAGCGCAACGAGCUGGUCAUCCGCGUGCAGCCCAACGAGGCCGUGUACACCAAGAUGAUGACCAAGAAGCCCGGCAUGUUCUUCAACCCCGAGGAGUCCGAGCUGGACCUCACCUACGGCAACAGAUACAAGAACGUGAAGCUGCCCGACGCCUACGAGCGCCUCAUCCUGGACGUCUUCUGCGGCAGCCAGAUGCACUUCGUCCGCAGCGAUGAGCUGCGCGAGGCCUGGCGCAUCUUCACUCCACUGCUGCACCGCAUCGAGCGCGAAAAGCCGCAGCCCAUCCCCUAUGUUUACGGCAGCCGAGGCCCCACGGAAGCAGAUGAGCUCAUGAAGAAAGUGGGCUUCCAGUACGAGGGCACCUACAAGUGGGUGAACCCCCACAAGCUGUGAGCCCCGGCCCCCACCCCGCCCCCUCCCCACCCCCAGCCACCCCUCUGUCUCUGUCUUGUACACCACCCGACUCCAUGUCGGGAGGACUUUGGGACCACAGGCCUCCCCUCUCCACUCAUUGCUGCCGCCGCCAAGACCACUCCAGCCUGGGACUUCUGCGGGAGCCGGCCAGCUCUGCCGCAGGGACCAUCCCGUCUGCCUGCUGCAGCCCUGUGGCGCGGGCCCAGAGCCCGCAGAGAGGCCGCGGGCCAAGGCACACUCCUUGCUGGCUGUGCGCGAGCUCCGGGGGAAGGUGACCUGCGCGUGUCUACGUGGGAGGACCUCCGCUCCAGCACACUGGCCUCGGGGCCGCUCCACAUUCCUCACCUCCAGCCACGAGGGCCUUGUGCCGCUGGACAAUGGCUAAGACCCCUGCACUCCACGGUCACCCCCACCUUGGGCCCUUCCACCCAAGUCCCUGCCAUUAAAUUUGCAAAUAGC